This is a messenger RNA of Armigeres subalbatus, 752 nucleotides long. It is a transcript of the gene apn, whose product is annotated as protein apnoia. The transcript has 3 exons. The coding region runs from base 103 to 465 and encodes 120 amino acids. The record is from RefSeq and is a predicted model, not a curated record. NCBI's taxonomy places the organism in Eukaryota, Metazoa, Arthropoda, Insecta, Diptera, Culicidae.
UCUCGGAACGCAGUCGAACUUUGAGUGUCGUGACAAUUCGAUCGUACUUGAUUCGUGACUUUUUUUUCACUAAGUAACGUUGCUCCAAAUCAAACAUCAACAAUGGCAUCCAACUACGAAAAAGUGAUUCUUGCCUGCGUGGUUCUGUGCUGCAUGGUGGCUGUGGUGCGGUGUGAAAACGAAGAUCAAGAUUUAGCAGAGGGUAGAACCUUUGGCCACCACUUCUUGAAACGAAUGAGCUUUGCCGUCGUUCCAACGGCGUUUGUCGUUGGUGUUAUCACUACCCUACUAUCGGCUCUAACUGUAGUCUCCAUGAAGGGUUUGGGCGUUGGCGUUAUUCUUCUGGUCCUUGCCGUGUCGCAAAUCAUUGCAAGAAGUGCCAACCCCAUUCCCCUCCCACCACCAGUCGCAUAUGCCGCCCCGGCGGCGCCAUCGUUACCAAUCCUCUAUCAUAAGGAUUGGUAAAUCGAUCACCAAAACUGAGCAGCUACAGUGCCAAAUCUCUCCUCAUCGCUGACUAGUUUUAAGACUUAAUUUAUUUUCUAUUUAUUGUAAUUUAUUACACCGAAUCAUCUUCUUCGCCGUCAUUAUCGAAAUGCGAUUCAAUGCGCGAUCGCGAGUCACGAAUUACCAAAACUCGGAAGCGAGGGACUCACCAACGACGUAUGGAUGCGUCGGCAGAAUCUAGUUCAGAGUUCACCGAACAAUCACAAACUAAUAAAGAGCAAUGCUUUCAACUGGUUACCAAUCCA